Messenger RNA from Selaginella moellendorffii, 1466 nucleotides. Its product is annotated as enoyl-[acyl-carrier-protein] reductase, mitochondrial-like. Gene Ontology annotation, molecular function: oxidoreductase activity. Bases 139 to 1131 code for a protein of 330 amino acids. NCBI's taxonomy places the organism in Eukaryota, Viridiplantae, Streptophyta, Lycopodiopsida, Selaginellales, Selaginellaceae. The record is from RefSeq and is a predicted model, not a curated record. The transcript has 6 exons.
AUUGGCCAGGGUGAAAAAGACUUCCUUUGAGUUAUCGUUUGAUCGUCCGCACGCAUAUAAAGGCCAGUGACAUUGCUCUGCAUAUAUUCCUCAUUCUUCGUCUCAAGCUGUAUCUCGCAAAAAAACCACUCCAACGUGAUGGCGCACAAGGCAAUCCAAGUGAUGGGAUUCAACCCCGCGAACCCAGUCUCGGUGUGCCAAGUCGCGACUGUGCAAACUCCAAAGCCCGGGCCAGACGAGGUGCUGCUCAAGGUUCUCUGCCGCCCCGUCAAUCCUUCCGAUGUGGUCUCGUUGAUGGGCAUCUAUCCAGGUGACUACAAGUUCCCGUAUGUCCCUGGCUUCGAAGGAAUGGGCACGAUUCACGAGGUUGGAGCAAAUGUGAGUGGUUUGAGCGUGGGGCAGCGGGUGUUCCACACUGGACACGGAGGAACUUGGCAAGAGUUCAUGGUAACUUCGCCGAGGAACUUGACAUUGGUGCCGGAUUCCAUUUCGGACGAAGUUGCUGCGCAGUACUACGUAAAUCCGUGGACAGCAUAUGCGAUGCUCCAAUCACUCAAGGUGCCAGAGGGAGAGUACGUACUGCAGACUGCGGCCGCAUCUGUGCUUGGGAGAAUGUUUAUCCAAAUCGCUCAUCACCAAGGCAUCAAGACAAUCAACUUGGUUAGGCGAAACGAGCAAAAAGAAGAGCUUAAAGCGCUCGGGGCCAACGUAGUGAUCAACUUCAAAGAGGAAAACGUACUCGAGAUCGUGAGAGAGGUAACCAAAGGAAGGAUGGUUUAUGGAGCUACCGAUUGCCUGGGAGGCAAAACCACAAAGCUUGUGAGCACGACAGUGAGGGACGAAGGCACCAUCUUGGUGUACGGGCUCUUGGACGGCGAGGACAUCAGCGCAAACCCUCCAGACGUGAUCUUUAGGCACGUCCGCGUUCGUGGCUUCCACUUGACCCGCUGGAUCGCGAAGCUCGGCGUCCCCGAGCAAAAGAAGCUCGGUGCGAAGAUCUGGGAGCUCCUGGAGAAGCAGGUGAUCACUCCAUUGACAGGGGAGAAGCUCCCGCUGGAGAAGAUCCAGGAAGCCAUCGUCAAGAGCCAGACACCAGCGAGAGGUGGAAAGAUUCUCCUAACGAGCUACUGAAGAGCUAUCUGUGGAAGAACAAUAAGAACUGUAGGUGGCGAUUUGGUUUUUAUCAUACGAUGCGUCUGCACAGCGUGAUCCCGUCGCUGAUGGAAAUGUGACUUAUCUCGAUGCGAGGGUCCGCCGCGAGAACUUUGUUGAGCUCCUUGACGAAAUCUUUGUAGAACCGGACGUACUUGCGCAUUGGCUCAUCGUCGGACGCCACCACUGCUCCGUUCCACAGCGUGUUGUCAUAGCCGAUGAUUCCACCGAUCUUGACGAGCUGCAUUACUCUCUCGUGAUAGUUGAGAUAGUUGUUCUUGUCGGCAUCAAUAAAAAUGAAAUCGAAGAAGCCA